Terrapene triunguis (Three-toed box turtle) is the source of this 510-nucleotide messenger RNA. Its product is annotated as protein NKG7-like. The record is from RefSeq and is a predicted model, not a curated record. Lineage: Eukaryota; Metazoa; Chordata; Testudines; Emydidae. The coding region runs from base 1 to 510 and encodes 169 amino acids. Gene Ontology annotation, cellular component: plasma membrane. The transcript is spliced from 4 exons.
AUGUGGGCCUGUAGCGUGGGGAGCUGCCUGCUGGCCGUGCUCAGCCUGGUGCUGCUCUGCAUGGCUCUCGUCACCGACUACUGGCUCGUGGCCAUCGGCCCCAUGGCCACGGCCCACAGCGGGCUGUGGCAGGAGUGCCUGCCCGUUGGGUGCCAGAGCCCAGCCCACGUCACCGGGUAUAUACAAGCCACAAGGGCCUUCCUGAUCCUGGCCGCGCUGGCCACCGCCGCGUCCGUCCUGUCCCUCCUGCUCUCCGUGACGUCCUGCGUCCGCAUCCCCGUGAGCACCGACCUCCUGGCCUCCAUCGCAGCCUUCACCGCCGGCAGCUGCACCCUCAUUGCCAUGGGCGUCUACACCGGCGAAUCGUGGCACAAGAACCAGGACGGGCAGAUCCAACUGACCUUCGAAUGGUCCUUCUACCUGGGCUGGGCCACCCUGCCGCUGCUGGCCCUGAGCGGUACCUUCGCCCUUGUGGCCCACCAGCGCCAUGCGGGAUACGAGAGGCAGUGA